This is a messenger RNA of Hipposideros armiger (great roundleaf bat), 4318 nucleotides long. It is a transcript of the gene PTPRN2, whose product is annotated as protein tyrosine phosphatase receptor type N2. Gene Ontology annotation, molecular function: protein tyrosine phosphatase activity. Bases 95 to 2890 code for a protein of 931 amino acids. Gene Ontology annotation, cellular component: synapse; secretory granule. Lineage: Eukaryota; Metazoa; Chordata; Mammalia; Chiroptera; Hipposideridae. Gene Ontology annotation, biological process: insulin secretion involved in cellular response to glucose stimulus; protein dephosphorylation; regulation of secretion. The transcript is spliced from 22 exons. The record is from RefSeq and is a predicted model, not a curated record.
AGGCUGCCUGUUGGAUGAUGACCUUUGCAGACCAUCCGAGACCUGUGUGAACGAUGGGGUGUUUGGAAGAUGCCAGAAGGUCCCGGCGCUCGACAUGUACCGCUACGAGGUUCCGCCGGGGGUCCUGCAGCACCUGGCCGCCACCCUGCAGAAGCUUUCCCGCACAGGUUUCUCAUGGCAGGAUGACUAUACCCAGCGCGUGGUGGCCCAGGAGCUCGCACACCUGCCCAGAACCUACCCGCGGCGUCCCGAGGCUGCCCACCCAGCUAGGGGCCCGAAGAAGAGUGUUGAAGACGAAAUGAGAUACGGCCUGGAGGGAGAUGGCGGGCGGGCCUCAGCCCUUGAGCGCUACCUGGAGGCCCUGUCCCAGGCCACUGCCCCCAACGUGCUGCCCAGGAUGAAGCAGGACAGACCGCCAGCUCAGGGUGAGGACCCCCUCGCUGGCAGCGUGCUGAACUAUGUGGCCCAAACGCCGGCUCUGACCUACGCCCCUGCCUCCCGGGCCGGCUACCCCGCGAGUGGCCCUCUGCGGACCCUUGGCCGCCUGCAGCCCGAUGAGCUCAGCCCCAAGGUGGACGGUGGUGUGGAGAAGCGGAACCUGGUCGCCGCGCUAGGCGCUUACCUAGCUAUGAAGCCCCCCGAAACCCCCCAGAAGGGUGACCCCAGGCCAAACAAGCUGCAGUUUCCUUGGAUGGUGCCGAGGGACCCUUCAGCACCAGUGGCCCCCCGGAAAUGGUCUCCACCUCCGGAAGACCCUGAAGACCCCCCGGACGAUGAAGCGCCCACCUCGAGUCUCCUGACUGACCUGAGAAAGCAGCCGGCUCGUGUGGAGCGACUGAGCCCCCUGGACCUCGACCAGGUGGCCCGUGUGAUCGCAGACGCUGUGCACGGUGUGGGUGCCUCAGGGCCGUGGGAAGGCAACGCGGGCGAGCCGGCAGGCAGCUCAGACGAGCGGCCCCCCGAGGACGGCGACCAGGGCAGAGACGGCCCGCAAGAUGGCGGAGCGCGAGGCGAUGAUGGCACAGUUUACGGAGAGGUCAGCCCUCUGAGCCUCAAACUCGGGGACCUCCUGCAGGACCCAGGGCCGCCUCUUGCAGAGUCCUUCAAAGCGGAGAGCAAGAAAUCGGAGGAGCCCGAAGCCGCCUUGUCGUCAGAGGAGGAGGGGGCUGGAGUGGAAAACGUGAAGAGUCAGACGUACUCCAAAGAUCUGCUGGAGAGGCCGCCACAUUCGCAGCCCUGGGGCGACGGGCUUGGGGAGUCUCAGCGCUGGGCCCCGGGGGCCUUGCAGGAGGACCAGCCGCUUGAAGCAGGAGCUCAGGGACAGCCGGGCGACGGCCUGCGACUGGAGGUCAAGUCUCCCGCGGAGGAGGCGUACGGUUACAUCGUGACGGACAAUGACCCCCUGAGCCCGGAGAAGGGGAAGGCGCUGACGGCGGACGUCGCACGUCUCCUGCAGGUGCCGCUGAGCGUCUUCGCAGACAUCGAGGUCCUGGGACCAGCGGUGACUUUCAGAGUGAGUCCCAACACCCACAACUUGACAACUGCAGGCGUGGUGAAGGCAGCAGCUGACAACAAGGACAAACUGGAAAGGUCAUCGGGACUGAAAAUCCUUCAGGCCGGAGUCGGGUCGAAAAGCAACCUGCAGCCUCUGCCUCACCAGGCCGAGCAGGAGGACUCCACCAAGUUCGUGGUGCUCACGCUGACCUCCAUCGCCGCCAUGGCCGGGGUCCUGCUGGCCUCCGGGGUCAUCUACUGCCUGCGGCACAGCAGUCACCACCGGCUCAAGGACAAGCUCUCCGGCCUCGGGGGCGACCUGGGCCCCGACGCCACUGCUGCCUACCAGGAGCUCUGCCGGCAGCGCAUGGCUGUGCGCACGUCUGACCGCCCGGAGGCCCCGCAUGUGUCCCGCGUCAACAGUGUGUCCUCGCAGGUCAGCGACGGGCCGAUACCCAGCCCUUGUGCACGAAGCAGCACCUCGUCCUGGUCCGAGGAGCCUGCUCCCCCCAACAUGGACAUCUCCACCGGCCACAUGGUCCUGGCCUACAUGGAGGACCACCUGAAGAACAAGAACCGGCUGGAGAAGGAGUGGGAGGCGCUGUGUGCCUACCAGGCCGAGCCCAACAGCUCGCUCGUGGCCCAGAGGGAGGAGAACGCGCCCAAGAACCGCUGCCCGGCCGUGCUCACCUACGACCACUCCAGGGUCCUGCUGAAAUCGGAAAACAGCCACAGCAAGUCGGACUACAUCAACGCCAGCCCCAUUAUGGAUCGUGACCCCAGGAGCCCUGCGUACAUCGCCACCCAAGGCCCGCUGCCCGCCACCGUGGCUGACUUCUGGCAGAUGGUGUGGGAGAGUGGCUGCGUGGUCAUCGUCAUGCUGACUCCCCUGUCGGAGAACGGCGUCAGGCAGUGCUACCACUACUGGCCGGACGAAGGUUCCAACCUUUACCACGUCUACGAGGUCAACCUGGUCUCCGAGCACAUCUGGUGUGAGGACUUCCUCGUGAGGAGCUUUUACCUGAAGAACCUGCAGACCAACGAGACGCGCACCGUGACCCAGUUCCACUUCCUGAGCUGGCACGACCAGGGCGUGCCUUCCUCCGCGAGGUCACUUCUGGACUUCCGCAGAAAAGUAAACAAGUGCUACAGGGGCCGUUCUUGUCCAAUAAUUGUUCAUUGCAGCGAUGGCGCGGGCCGGAGCGGCACCUACGUCCUGAUCGACAUGGUUCUCAACAAGAUAGCCAAAGGCGCUAAAGAGAUCGACAUCGCCGCCACCCUGGAGCACCUGCGGGACCAGAGGCCGGGCAUGGUCCAGACGAAGGAGCAGUUCGAGUUCGCACUGACGGCGGUGGCUGAGGAGGUGAACGCCAUCCUGCAGGCCCUGCCCCAGUGAUGCCAGCCCGACGACACGGCUGGGGACCGGACACGACUUCACGUGUCUUCUAGUGUUAACUGCCUGGUAACAGGUCCUUCAAACUCCUGUAGUCACACAGUUUAGCAGUUACAACGUGUAGUUUUGUUCAACCAAAUAAUAAAGAGGUUGUGGGGACACCCAGUUCGGGGGACAGCUAGUUCACCUAUUUUCACUUUCUUGAAAAAAAUGUAGUUUCCCUUAAAGCCCACAUGUUCGUCCCCAGCUGCAAAUCGUGUUGUGUUAAUACUGGCACCCUACGUGCCUCAGCUUGUAACCCGUCACCUCCUACAGGGGGCCUGUCGGCGGGGCGGGACCCGGAGAGGCUGGCCGGGCGCUGGCCGGCCACCAGGGCACACAGCACACCUGCCAUGUGUCUCUAAGAUGGCUCCCCACCGAGAGAGGUCACUGGCUUGUCCGGGAUGAGAGGGACAGACCUGCUGACAUUCUGCAGCUUUGGGCAAAUCCUAAGAAUAUCGUCACAGCAUUUCCAUCCUGUUCCCGUGCCCUAACCCACAGCCCUGGUGACAGCCCAGCUCAGCCUUCCACCCCCCAAGGACAGGCAGAGGCCUCCCGGGGGCAAAACCUGUCCCGCCCGAGCGCCCGCUUCCGAGGCCAGCCACCCCCGGUGACACGUCACUUUGGCGAGGUUGUAGGUGAGCCCCAAACGCAAGACAGUUUUGUGACUGUAAAAACUGACUCACACGUUGCAAAAGCAGAUGAACACAUACCACAACCAGAGAGAACAAACCCGGGAUGCAACACGCUCCCUCCCGUCGGCACCAGUGGUCCCUCGGGGCUUCCUGGGCCCUGCUGGCACCCAGACAAGACCGAGGAGGAAGGUGGGAACACAGCGACCACCAGGGCCUCCCCCGAGGGAGUCGGGCCCCUGGUCACUCAGGUCGGCCAUUGGUCUGACAUCACGUAGACACGAGCUACAGGUGGUUUGGAUUUGCCAGAGUGACCCCGAGCGUCAGAUAGCCCCAACCCCCAGACACAGAGGAGCCAUUUCAUUAAACUCUGAACGGUCACAUCUGAGAGGGCAGCUCUGGGCUGCAGGUCUUGUUUCAGGGCUGGGGACAGAGGGACAUGUCCCCACACAUUCUCUCCAUAAACAGACGUCACAUCCCAAAGCCAGCGGAAGAGGGAACGUGCUGAGUGGGGGGAAGAUGCCAAACACUGCUCGUGUCUAAACGGUAUUGUCAUGUGUGUCUGCUUUUAUCGCUAUAAGUUUUGCCAAAGUUGUUUUCCUUCCUCUGUAAUCUAAAUAACUGAUAGAAACUAAUUUAUCUGAAUAUAGGAAACUACACACUGUCACUUAUAACUUCUUACGUUUCAGAAGCAAUCCUGCCGUGUGAGAUACAUAAAUCUACUUAAUUGUGCCAGAUUAAACUUCCAUUUCACAUCGAA